Messenger RNA from Naegleria gruberi, 1593 nucleotides. RefSeq lists its product as uncharacterized. The transcript has 3 exons. The record is from RefSeq and is a predicted model, not a curated record. Gene Ontology annotation, biological process: regulation of DNA-templated transcription. Bases 1 to 1593 code for a protein of 530 amino acids. Gene Ontology annotation, molecular function: DNA-binding transcription factor activity, RNA polymerase II-specific; zinc ion binding. Lineage: Eukaryota; Heterolobosea; Eutetramitea; Acrasida; Naegleriidae.
AUGUCCAACAAUAAUACUGCAGUGCCUCCCUCAUCACCGGUAGUUGAGGAUGGUGACGACGAAUUGAACUUAUCUUCCAUUUCCUGUGAAUCGUGCAGACGCGCUCACAAACGUUGUGAUCGUCUCCUUCCAUCGUGUUCUAAAUGUCUCUCUAAGAAAAUUGAGUGUAAUUAUGUGGAACCUAAAAAAAGAGGAAAGGCCUCCGAAGCAUAUAAAAAGAAUAAGAAACUAAAACAAGAAAAACCACAAGAGGUUGGACAAAUUGUUGAUUAUUACUUUACAUUUGUUAGUGCUGGACAUCCAGUGAUUUCCAAAGCCAUAUUGGAAUAUUUUAUUGUGGAAUACUUGUCACAGUUGGAGAAUGGAGAGAAUGUUGAGUUUAGCCCCAAUGAAUUUAUUCACACACGAGAGGAAUUGAAUUAUUUACAUUUAUUUUUCUUAUCUAUCAAGUCAAUUUAUUAUCAAUUUACUUUUGAACAGCAAUCAGCCAGUGAAGUGAUGAAAUUGUGUGAAAAACGGUUGGGAAAGUAUUUGACACAAUCAUUUCAUUUCUAUAUUUAUGGAACAUGUCAAUUGAUUGCUAUUUAUUAUAGUGGAGUUGGAGAUUUUGCAAAGGUUACUUUUUAUGAUGCUUUGGUGAAUUUCUAUAUCCAUCAUUAUGUUAAAAACACAGCAGAUCAGUUUGAAAAGAACUUGGAAAGAAGAGCAGCUUUUUUUUGCCAAUACACAGGUGAAUUGGAAACUGACGCCGUUUCAUCAUUUAUUGAACGAGUACCUAAAAUAUUUGAGGUUUCAGUUGAUCAAAAGUUGGAAAAUUUACUAGUUCCAGGAGCCUUGGAGUAUUUGAGGGUUGCUCCUGUCACCCUUCAAAACUAUGAAUUUUUCAAGCAGGUACUAGAUUUUGUUUUCAAAGUGGUUGAACAAUUUAGAACGGAAUUAUGUAAAAAGAUGCCAGAUUGUAUUUCAGAUAGGUAUAUCAAGUAUUCUGAGAUGUGUAGAAACUUGAUCUACUUUGGUUUUCAAAUGAGGUAUUUGGUAAAGUUACCAAGUUUAUCGAAUGAUUUAGAAGAGGUAGCUCUCAAGAUUUCAUGCCUUACAGAAUCCGAAUACUUCAAAUGCUGCUCUGCUGAAAUGAUUGGAAGUGUGAGAAGUGCUGCAGAACUACAUUUGGAUAUUUGCAAACAAAUAGAAAAUGGAAUAAGGGAAAACAAUUCACCACUUGUGACAUCAACAGGAAAAGUGUUGAAUAUUGACUAUUUCUCAAUAUUGGAAAUGGAUUUGAAAGCAUUGACGUGUUUGGAAAGGAAAUUCAAAAGAGUUUCAACUACCUGUGGAGAAAUGAUCAAGCAAAUUAAUAUUACAUUACAGAACCAUUAUUCCAAACAGGCCAAUGUACUAUCGUCCACUGCCCAAGCACUUAGUUUACCUGCUCUUGUUGUCUCUCAUCGAAAUACCACUCCACAACUCAACGCCAUUACUGAAGGUGAUGAUAAAUGGAUAUCCUUGUUGAAAUAUCUUGAAGCCAUCAAGCAAAGAAUUGGAAAUCAAACAGAUGAGGACACCUUUUUAGAUUUUGAACAACUCCUCAGGUAA